Molecule: messenger RNA, 512 nt
Organism: Ostreococcus lucimarinus CCE9901
Lineage: Eukaryota; Viridiplantae; Chlorophyta; Mamiellophyceae; Mamiellales; Bathycoccaceae
Exons: 2
Coding region: 15-440 (141 amino acids)
Source: RefSeq, a predicted model, not a curated record
CGAACGACGAAAAGAUGGCGGAACUCAAGAAGCUCGGCACGGGAGCGAAUGAAUUGAAGAUCGAAGUCAACUGCUGCAACGUCAAGAAGCUCGAUUUGAAGUUCUACGGCAUCGAAAAGCCGCGCUGCAAAGUCGUGUUGAAGUACAAGGACCACGAGUACACGAGCGAAGAGCUCGCGGGCUUGGACCCGACGUGGGAGGAAGAGUUCAUCUUCUGCGUCGAUGACGUCGAGAACGAUAAGAUCUCCGCCGUGUUUUAUAUUUGCGACCAAAAGUUGGGCGACGAGCAGCACUUCGCGUUGAACAAGCUCUUGCGAAAGAAGCAGACGUUCAAGGGCCUCGUCGUCCCGGGGGGUAAGGCGGACUUCAUGUUCACCGCGCUCAACUUUGGCGAGGAACAAGCGGCGGAAGAAGACGACGCGUUCAUGGAUUUCCUUUAGAUUAACGGCGCUCGUCGGCGCGGGUUUGGAUGCGCCCGAAGCGAUUGAUGAAAAACGCAGACACAUAAACUU